This is a messenger RNA of Phoenix dactylifera (date palm), 828 nucleotides long. RefSeq names its product putative histone H2A variant 3. NCBI's taxonomy places the organism in Eukaryota, Viridiplantae, Streptophyta, Magnoliopsida, Arecales, Arecaceae. Gene Ontology annotation, cellular component: nucleosome. The record is from RefSeq and is a predicted model, not a curated record. Gene Ontology annotation, molecular function: structural constituent of chromatin; DNA binding; protein heterodimerization activity.
AUUUCCAAUCGCCCACCAAAAGUAACGGCCUCUCUCCCGAACCCCAAUGCUCUAUUUAUUCCCAAUUCCACCCCUAAUUUCUCCCUUCGUUGUCCUCUCUUUAUCCGAACUCUUCGACGCUCUCCAGAAACGAGAAAGGGGAGGAAAAAAAAGGGAAGGAAGAGAUGGCGGGAAAAGGAGGAAAGGGUCUUCUGGCGGCGAAGACGACUGCGGCGAACAAGGACAAGGACAAGAAGAAACCUGUCUCCCGGUCAUCGCGAGCUGGUCUGCAGUUCCCUGUUGGUCGGAUCCACCGGCAGCUGAAGUCAAGGAUUGCAGCAAAUGGUCGUGUCGGAGCCACUGCAGCUGUGUACUCAGCAGCAAUACUAGAGUAUCUCACGGCAGAGGUUCUGGAGCUUGCAGGGAAUGCAAGCAAGGAUCUUAAAGUGAAGCGUAUCACCCCACGUCACCUUCAGCUUGCCAUCCGAGGAGAUGAGGAGCUUGAUACCCUCAUCAAGGGCACUAUUGCAGGCGGUGGUGUGAUUCCCCAUAUUCACAAGUCCCUCAUCAACAAGUCUUCGAAGGAAUGAGCAUGCAAAGUUAGCUUUAUAUAUAGAAAUUUGUUACUGGUGUAUGUCAGAUGUGUGGUAUUUAAUUCUAAUUGUGAACCUGUAGGUUUAAGCGAAAAUUUGUUACCGGUAGUGGCCAUGUAUGUCAUCUUACUUAGAUGUGUGGUUUUUAAUUCUAUUUGUGAACUUGUAGGUUUAAGUCAGAACAAGGUUAAACUUUGAACUAGUUUCCCUGGCUUCUGGAUUCUUCAUGAGUUGCUUUGGACUUCCUGUUUGUUAA